GACAGCUCACAGAUCUACCAGCACAGAGGAGCAGUGUGACAGCAGCUCACACAGACACUGCUCAGCACACAGACUAAAAGACAACUGUUGCACCAUUCUGAAAAUGAGGAAUUCUGCUAUUGGCCUCGCAAUUCUUUUCCUGAUGGUGGUAAGAACAAGUCAUGGAAGCUGUGGGGAACCCCAGGAGUCUCAGAGUUCUAGUGCGCAGCUCAAGAAGAGUUCUGAUAAGUACAAGCUUCCAGCUUCCCUAUUGAAGAGGUUUUAUGAUGACUCCUACGAUGGCUUUGUUGGGCUCAUGGGCAGAAGGAAUUCUGAUUCCAAAGAAUAUUUUUCUCAGCCUUUAAAAAGAGAUAUGCAUGACUUUUUUGUCGGUUUAAUGGGAAAGAGGAAUUUGCAGACUGAGAAUCCUACAAAUGAAGAAAACGAAGCCCAGUCUGAAUCCAGAUACUUGACAAAAUGUAGGAUGAAGUUCAGACGUUCAGUUUAGAAGUAAGCAACUGUCAUCUGAAGCCACCCACUAAUGGUUUGAUGUCACACACUGGAUUUCUUCUUUUGUACCACAAAUUCAAGACCCACUUGUAUUGCGAUAUGUCACACUACCAUCACCCUGUUGUGUCCAGCAAUGUAUACAUUAUGGUAAUUCAUUAAUAGACUGUGUAUUAAAAACAGAAGGACAAGUAACACAAUGGAUAAUAAUGUCAAUUAAUAUCUGCAUUGUAGGGGUAUUCCUUCUAACUCUCACUUAUUUUAUCAUAUCUCCACUUCUCACUUGUGUUUAUUUCUUCCACUAUCCUACUUGAGCAGUCAUCCCUAUUUUUGAUUUUUCUGUUCUAACUCAGUAAUAUGAUUACAUUUAAAGUCUAGUUUUCUGUUCUCAUAGUCAUCAUUUCAAAGCACAGCUGUAGAUGAACUGGAUUAGUGACUGGGACUAAAAUGUACACGCAAUCUGAACUGAUCAGUCAACAUUACAAUUUACCACCAAUGGAAAUAAUUAAAAAGCAAAAACUGAGAGAUGAGUGGUGACUCAUAUACUAACCUAAUGUUAAAGAAGGAAAUCUUUACUUGCUCUGUUUAAAGUUAUUCCCCUAUAUCCUGUAAGAUCACAAUGCUUUACCUUUGUGCAUAUUGCCAUACCAUUUGUUUUAAAAACACAUUAUGUAGCUUAAGGAAACUAUAAUACAGAUCACAUUCAAAAAUAAUAAUAAUAUUUUUACAUACAA
Molecule: messenger RNA, 1220 nt
Organism: Spea bombifrons (plains spadefoot toad)
Lineage: Eukaryota; Metazoa; Chordata; Amphibia; Anura; Pelobatidae
Gene: TAC3
Product: tachykinin precursor 3
Exons: 7
Coding region: 104-487 (127 amino acids)
Biological process (GO): positive regulation of blood pressure; tachykinin receptor signaling pathway
Source: RefSeq, a predicted model, not a curated record